Molecule: messenger RNA, 876 nt
Organism: Erythranthe guttata (spotted monkey flower)
Lineage: Eukaryota; Viridiplantae; Streptophyta; Magnoliopsida; Lamiales; Phrymaceae
Product: calmodulin
Cellular component (GO): myosin II complex
Molecular function (GO): calcium ion binding
Source: RefSeq, a predicted model, not a curated record
CAGAAAUAGAAACUAGAGCGAUUCAAUUCAAACCCUUGGCUAGCUAGAGAAAGGGUUUUCUUCCAGCUGAUUCAUUCUGCGUCUUUUAGAGGUGAGAGAAACAAGAGAGAGAAAGUGAAAAUGGCGGAGCAGUUGACAGAGGAGCAGAUCGCUGAGUUCAAGGAAGCAUUCAGUCUCUUCGACAAGGAUGGAGAUGGUUGUAUCACAUCGAAGGAGUUGGGAACAGUGAUGAGGUCACUUGGACAGAAUCCCACCGAAGCUGAACUGCAGGACAUGAUAAAUGAAGUUGAUGCUGAUCAAAAUGGUACCAUUGACUUUCCUGAAUUCUUGAAUUUGAUGGCUCGUAAGAUGAAGGACACUGACUCCGAGGAGGAACUUAAAGAAGCUUUCAAGGUGUUUGAUAAAGAUCAAAAUGGCUUCAUUUCUGCUGCUGAGCUUCGUCAUGUGAUGGCUAAUCUUGGUGAGAAGCUGACAGACGAGGAGGUGGAUGAGAUGAUACGAGAGGCUGAUGUGGAUGGUGAUGGCCAAGUCAACUACGAGGAGUUUGUCAGAAUGAUGCUUGCUAAAUAAAUAGUUAUAUACUUUGCUUCUAUCUCAAACUUUAUUUGGUAACAGUACAAUCAACCUAUAUGAGAUUUCGAUAUUAUCCAGUUUAAAAUCAUAGUUCUGCAGCUUCGUUUAGGGAUUUGUUGUAUGGUUCUGUUAUCGCCGGCUGAAUGAACUCCGACUCUUUCUAAUCUCGUUUUCCGUGGAUACUUGACAAUGAUUGUGCUUGUUGAUAUUGAUAACCUCUCUGGUUGAUCAAUUUGCAUUUUCAUGUAUAGAAACCUUCAGGAGCUUAUGUUUCAGUAAGAUCAGAGUUUCUUUUAGUGCUUA